AGUGACCCAUCAGAAAGGAGUGAACCUGACGGACGUCGAGGUGAAUGACACACAGGAGUUCGUUCAAGUGAGACCCCGCCAGGAAGGCAGCCUGGAAGAUAUGUGGCAGGUCAGAGUGCGGGUUGCGCCCCGGCGCUGCGCGGGUGGUUGGGGGGGCGGACGUGCCCCCAGGGCGCUGGCCCUGGCAGGCGCUAUCACCCAUGGCUCAAUCGAGCAGGAGGCCGGGGUAUCAGUAAAGAAAAUAAUUUACCACCCGCUUUAUAACGACAGUAGCCUUGACUACGACAUUGCUCUGAUGAAGCUCCAAGUCCCCCUGAAUUUUUCAGAUGCCAUCCGUGCUGUGUGUCUGCCACCCUUCCACCGGGACCUCUUCCAGGGCACGCAGUGUUGGGUCUCCGGCUGGGGCUACACCAGACCAGACCAAGCGCAGGUUAGCGAGACACUGAAGGAAGCACCUGUUCCCUUAAUCGGUACCAUGAGGUGCAAUAGUUCGUGCAUGUAUGCAGGCGAGCUCACUGCCAGGAUGCUGUGUGCCGGCUACCUGCAUGGGAAAAUAGAUGCAUGCCAGGGUGACAGCGGGAGCCCCCUGGUUUGCCAGGAUGAAUUCACGUGGCGCUUGGUAGGCAUCGUGAGCUGGGGCCGGGGCUGUGCCGAACCCAACCACCCUGGGGUUUAUACCAAUGUGGCUCAGCUUCUGCCGUGGAUUUAUCGCAUCACUGAG
Pelecanus crispus (Dalmatian pelican) is the source of this 721-nucleotide messenger RNA. NCBI's taxonomy places the organism in Eukaryota, Metazoa, Chordata, Aves, Pelecaniformes, Pelecanidae. The record is from RefSeq and is a predicted model, not a curated record.